GCGAGGACGGAGGCGGAGGCCAAAGGGGACUGUCCACUGGUCGGUGCGGAGAGGCGUGCGAAAGCCAACUCGAGCCCCCGAGGACCUUGCUGCCCCGGCCCGGCCGCCAGCCACAGCCUUCUCUCUAGCAGCAGAGGCUGCGCGGCGACCCCCCAUCCUUCCACCGCCCCUGCCCACCCCACCUCCCGCAGCCUUCCUCCUCUCAGCUUCACGCCCGGCCCGGCCCGGCCGCGGCCCUCCUCGGUGCCGGCAGCCAUGGCAGAGGCGUCCGGCGCGAGGGAAAUCUAGCCCGGGGAUUUCAUGCGGCCUAGCUCGGUUCCGUCUCCUCCCCCCGCAGCCCCGGCGGCUGCCCGCACCCCAGCCCCACUCCGGGCCUCCGUGUCUCUCCUGUGAUCGUACUGACACGGCCGGGGGGUUAGAAUGGAACAAACUGAAGGCCCGAUGAGAGAAAGGGAAAGUUAAGGAUGCUGGAGCAGAACAAUGGAUUUCUCUUUCUCUUUCAUGCAAGGGAUCAUGGGAAACACAAUUCAGCAACCACCUCAACUCAUUGACUCCGCCAACAUCCGUCAGGAGGAUGCCUUUGAUAACAACAGUGACAUUGUUGAAGAUGGUGGCCAGACACCAUAUGAAGCUACCUUGCAGCAAGGAUUUCAGUACCCACCUACAACAGAAGAUCUUCCUCCACUCACAAAUGGCUAUCCACCAUCAAUCAGCAUGUAUGAAACUCAAACCAAAUACCAGUCAUAUAAUCAGUAUCCCAAUGGAUCAGCCAAUGGCUUUGGUGCAGUUAGAAACUUUAGCCCCACUGACUAUUACCAUUCAGAAAUUCCAAACACAAGACCACAUGAAAUUCUGGAAAAACCUUCUCCUCCACAGCCACCACCUCCUCCUUCGGUACCACAAACUGUGAUUCCAAAGAAGACUGGCUCACCUGAAAUUAAACUAAAAAUAACCAAAACUAUCCAGAAUGGCAGGGAAUUGUUUGAGUCUUCCCUUUGUGGAGACCUUUUAAAUGAAGUACAGGCAAGUGAGCACACAAAAUCAAAGCAUGAAAGCAGAAAAGAAAAGAGGAAAAAAAGCAACAAGCAUGACUCAUCUAGAUCUGAAGAGCGCAAGUCACACAAAAUCCCCAAAUUAGAACCAGAGGAACAAAAUAGACCAAAUGAGAGGGUUGACACUGUGUCAGAAAAACCAAGAGAAGAGCCAGUACUAAAAGAGGAACCUCCGGUUCAGCCAAUAUUAUCUUCUGUUCCAACAACAGAAGUGUCUGCUGGUGUUAAGUUCCAGGUUGGCGAUCUUGUUUGGUCUAAGGUGGGAACCUAUCCUUGGUGGCCUUGCAUGGUUUCAAGUGAUCCCCAGCUCGAGGUUCAUACCAAAAUUAACACAAGAGGUGCCCGGGAGUAUCACGUCCAGUUUUUUAGCAACCAGCCAGAGAGGGCGUGGGUUCAUGAAAAGCGAGUACGAGAGUAUAAAGGUCAUAAACAGUAUGAAGAAUUAUUGGCUGAAGCAACCAAACAAGCCAGCAAUCACUCUGAGAAACAAAAGAUUCGGAAACCCCGACCUCAGAGAGAACGUGCUCAGUGGGAUAUUGGCAUUGCCCAUGCAGAGAAGGCAUUGAAAAUGACCCGAGAGGAAAGAAUAGAACAGUAUACUUUUAUCUAUAUUGAUAAACAGCCUGAGGAGGCUUUGUCCCAAGCAAAAAAGAAUGUUGCCUCCAAAGCUGAAGUUAAGAAAACCCGAAGACCAAGGUCAGUGCUGAAUACUCAGCCAGAACAGACCAAUGCAGGUGAGGUGGCCUCCUCGCUCUCAAGUACUGAAAUUCGGAGACAGAGCCAGAGGCGGCACACAAGUGUGGAAGAAGAAGAACCACCUCCUGUUAAAAUAGCCUGGAAAACGGCCGCCGCGAGGAAAUCUUUACCAGCUUCCAUUACAAUGCACAAAGGGAGCCUGGAUUUGCAGAAGUGUAACAUGUCUCCGGUUGUGAAGAUUGAACAAGUGUUUGCUCUUCAGAACGCUACAGGAGAUGGGAAAUUUAUCGAUCAAUUUGUUUAUUCAACGAAGGGAAUUGGUAACAAAACGGAAAUAAGUGUCAGAGGACAGGACAGACUUAUAAUUUCUACACCAAACCAGAGAAAUGAAAAGGCAACUCAGAAUAUAUCAUCUCCUGAAGCAACAUCUGGUCCUACAGGCUCAGUAGAAAAGAAGCAACAGAGAAGAUCGAUUAGAACUCGUUCUGAAUCAGAGAAAUCCACUGAGGUUGUGCCAAAGAAGAAGAUCAAAAAGGAGCAGGUUGAAACAGUUCCUCAGGCUACAGUGAAGACUGGAUUACAGAAAGGUGCCAGCGAGAUUUCAGAUUCCUGUAAACCUCUAAAGAAAAGGAGUCGCGCCUCAACUGAUGUAGAAAUGACUAGCUCAGCAUACAGAGACACAUCUGACUCCGAUUCUAGAGGACUGAGUGACCUGCAGGUAGGCUUUGGAAAGCAAGUAGAUAGCCCUUCCGCUACUGCAGAUGUAGAUGUUUCUGAUGUGCAGUCCGUGGAUUCAAGUUUGUCAAGAAGAGGUGUUGGAGUCAGUAAGAAGGACACUGUGUGUCAGAUCUGUGAAAGCUCUGGUGACCCUCUGAUUCCUUGUGAGGGAGAGUGCUGCAAACACUUUCACCUGGAGUGCCUGGGAUUGGCAUCACUCCCUGAUGGAAAGUUCAUCUGCGUGGAAUGUAAAACCGGACAGCACCCAUGUUUUUCGUGUAAAGUGUCUGGUACAGAUGUGAAGCGUUGCUCUGUUGGUGCUUGUGGGAAAUUUUAUCACGAAGCCUGUGUCCGCAAAUUCCCCACUGCCAUCUUUGAAUCAAAAGGAUUCCGCUGUCCUCAGCACUGUUGCUCUGCCUGUUCCAUGGAGAAAGAUAUCUACAAAGCAAGUAAAGGUCGCAUGAUGCGAUGUUUGAGGUGUCCGGUAGCCUAUCACUCCGGAGAGGCUUGCAUUGCUGCCGGCAGCACAUUUGUAUCCUCCUGCAUGCUCAUCUGUAGUAAUCAUUCCAAACGGAGCACCAGGGCUUCCUCGGCCAUAAAUGUAGGCUUUUGUUUCGUUUGUGCAAGAGGGCUGAUAGUUCAGGACCAUUCAGACCCCAUGUUCAGUUCAUAUGCCUAUAAGUCCCACUACCUACUGAAUGAAUCAAAUCGUGCAGAGUUGAUGAAAUUACCUAUGAUUCCUUCUUCGUCAGCUUCCAAAAAGAAAUGUGAGAAAGUUAUUAAGACUAUUUAUUUGUUUCAAGGUGGAAGAUUGCUCUGCUGUGAAUCGUGCCCAGCUUCCUUCCACCCGGAAUGCCUGAGCAUAGAAAUGCCAGAAGGCUGCUGGAAUUGUAAUGACUGUAAAGCUGGCAAGAAACUACAUUACAAGCAGAUUGUUUGGGUCAAAUUGGGAAAUUACAGAUGGUGGCCAGCAGAAAUCUGCAAUCCCAGGUCUGUGCCACUGAACAUCCAGGGCCUUAAGCAUGACUUGGGGGACUUCCCUGUGUUCUUCUUUGGUUCUCAUGACUACUAUUGGGUACACCAGGGCAGAGUGUUCCCUUACGUUGAAGGAGACAAAAGCUUUGCUGAGGGACAGACUAGUAUUAACAAGACCUUCAAAAAAGCACUGGAAGAAGCUGCAAAACGUUUCCAGGAAUUGAAAGCACAAAGAGAAAGCAGAGAAGCACUAGAGAUUGAAAAAAACUCAAGAAAACCUCCUCCUUACAAACACAUCAAAGCUAACAAAGUGAUAGGAAAGGUACAGAUCCAUGUUGCAGACCUGUCUGAGAUUCCCCGCUGCAACUGCAAGCCAGCCGAUGAGAACCCGUGCGGCCUGGAGUCGGAGUGCCUGAACCGCAUGCUGCAGUACGAGUGCCACCCGCAGGUGUGCCCGGCCGGCGAGCGCUGCCAGAACCAGUGCUUCACCAAGAGGCUCUACCCUGAUGCCGAGAUCAUCAAGACCGAGCGGAGGGGCUGGGGCCUCAGGACCAAAAGGAGCAUUAAGAAGGGCGAAUUUGUAAAUGAAUAUGUUGGCGAAUUAAUUGAUGAAGAAGAAUGCAGAUUGCGAAUCAAGAGAGCCCACGAGAACAGUGUAACUAAUUUUUAUAUGUUAACUGUUACCAAGGACCGUAUAAUUGAUGCUGGCCCCAAAGGAAAUUAUUCUCGCUUUAUGAACCACAGUUGUAAUCCAAACUGUGAAACACAAAAGUGGACAGUGAAUGGAGAUGUUCGAGUUGGACUUUUUGCUCUUUGUGAUAUUCCUGCAGGGAUGGAGUUAACGUUUAAUUACAACCUGGACUGUCUGGGCAACGGCAGAACCGAGUGCCACUGCGGCGCAGAGAACUGCAGCGGCUUCCUGGGCGUGCGGCCCAAGUCGACGUGUGCGUCAACAGCCGAAGAAAAGGCCAGAAAUGCUAAGUUAAAGCAGAAGAGGCGAAAAAUCAAAGCAGAACCAAAGCAGAUGCAUGAAGACUACUGUUUUCAAUGUGGAGAUGGUGGAGAGCUGGUCAUGUGUGACAAAAAAGACUGUCCCAAAGCAUACCACCUCUUAUGCCUUAACCUGACUCAGCCACCAUAUGGAAAGUGGGAGUGCCCGUGGCAUCAGUGCGAGGAGUGCAGCGGUGCGGCCGUCUCCUUCUGCGAGUUCUGCCCACGCUCAUUUUGUAGAGAGCAUGAGGCGGGCGCGCUGGUCCCCUCUGCUCUGGAAGGCCGGCUCUGCUGCUCGGAGCACGACCCCGAGUCUCCUGUGUCGCCAGAAUCCUGGAGCAAGAUCAAAUGCAAACUGGCAUCACAAGAUCACGGAGAAGAACUGAAAGAAUAAAUGGGUGGUGAUUUCUCCUUUUUUUCUUUUUGUUAUUGAGAUGAAAAAAAGGAAAAGAAACAAGUGACUCGAUGGCACGUUAGUGGGAGAAAGCUGCCGCUGCGCCGACCAGGGCCAGCGCGUGCGGGCAGAAGCAGUUGGCCGUGUCUGUUUUUCUGUUUUGUUGGGUUGGGGAUUUUUUUGUGGCGGGCCAAAGUCCCUUGGUCUUCUCUUGCCUUUUAUCAUGCUUCCAUGCCCUUACAGCGGGAAAAAGAGAUGUCUUCGCUUUUAAAAUAACGAAGAGAAAAAGAAAUUUUGUUAAUGAGAUACAUUUAAAGUCUAGGAUGUGUUCCUUGGGUGUAAAAAGCAAAAGUAGCCCUGAUUCCUUUAUUUAUUUUCAUUUUUUAAAACUUUGGAGAAGUGUAGUUCAGAUAGUCUAUUCAGUGUACGUGUGCGUGUGUGUUUGAAGUAGCAGUUGGAGCAGGCCCUCUAGAAAAGGUUCUGGUGAUCUUUAUAUACCUCUUUGCUGAGCAGUAGGUAGGCUCACUUCUCUUUGCCUUCCAAACACUUUCAUAGUCUUAGAGAAGGGCUCCGUGGGAGUAUUGAAUCUGGCCUCUUGAAAACAAGAUGCCUCAGCGGAUUUUACCUCUGUGGUCUGAACCUAGCUGGGCUUUAUGAUGUGAUACCUUUACUUAGAAAGGUAUAUAAUGUGGUUUUUGGUUUUGGAGAAAAACAGAAAUGGGUGCCCUCACUGAGUUUGAAAUGUUCUCCAUUGACAGUGGACAUUUCUGAUGAGGCGUGUUUAUGUGGAUGUGAAUGCAGAGUUAGAAUGGUUGUCCCUGUUGCUCUGACACGUGGACAGAGGCAGCUAAAGGGAGAUGAAAGGCCCAGAGCCGGAGUUGGAUCAUUCAGGCACCGUCCUCUGCGCAGUGUAACGGGGCCCCUACCCUAGUCUGACCUGGAGGGCGUUAUGGCCAUUUCCUUCCCUGUCUCUGCUUCCCUCUCCGAAUCAAACAUUCCCACCCCCACCCCCCACCCCCGCCCAGCCGAGUUUCCUGGUGAAAAUGUCACAGGCGAAUCAGAGUUGUAUCUGAGUAGGUCUUUUUGGUUUAGUUCUUCUUUUGGGGGCGUGGAAGGGGUAGGGGUAUCCCCCUGUUAUAUGUAAACAAUUUCUAUUUAGUAUUCUCUACUAAUUAAAAUCACCCCCACCGAGGAAGGGGAAGCGCUUCUACAGGGUAUGUAAGAGCCACACAAACACACUUCAUUUUAGGAAGCACUUAGGGAAGCUCCCAAGAAAGCAGUGUUAGCAAAAAUGGUUGGGACGCUUGGAUCUCAUAGAUGCAAGUGUAUCAAGAUGUGUGCCCACAAAAUUCACUUGCAUUUAAUGCUUCGGAAUAUGUAUAUUCCAGUAUUCCUUGUAUGAAGUAAAUAGUAAUGUCAGACAUUGUUGUCACACUGUACUAAGUAGAAGUCUAGGGCUAGCUUGAAUGAACGUUAACUUUCUCUGUGAAUUUUGACUGCUUACAAUUGCUGGUACCUGGUGGCAUUUAUUUUCCCUCAAGAAAUACCUAGGAACCUUAUGAAGGGAGGGAGGGUAGAUGCUCGGCCACAUUCCUUCCGUUGUGUUAUGUGUGUUCCUUUUUUCUUAUCAAUUUAGAGUUCUUCUCUGGAAAAAAAAAAAAAAAAGCUCUUUUGUGCCUCUCUCUCUCUCUCUUUUUUUUAAUGUAAAUGUGCAAUUGAACUGGAUUUUCUCUUGUAAAAAAACAUAAAACAAAUCACACUACAAUUCCUUUACUUAAGCUCCUAAACUGCCAUUUGCCUGAUUCCAGCAAUUAAUUCUGAGGUAACUUAUUGAGCCUCCAGGAAUUCUCUUGAUUGGAUAUGAUCCCAGGAGAAACAGCAAGAUGGAAAAUGCUGUGCAUGUUACCCAAUCAGAUCGCUGCCGGUGACGUGCAGCACGGUGCGCUGGGACACUAAACUUUGUUCUUGAGCAGUUAGAUAGCUGGAUGUCCUUUUAAAAAUAAUUUAAGAAAAUCUAGGUUUUAUCCUACUAAAACUUUAUUUUAUAUAUAUAUAUGUGUGUGUGUGUAUAUAUAUAUGAGAUAAAUGUUUGCUUUUUUUAAACUUACUAACAUGAAGGAUUUCCUUUAACAUUCAAAAUGUAACUCUCUCGCUGAAACCGUAUCCCACAUGAAAUCUUACCUCCUUGCUUUGUUUUGGACUUUGUGCUGUUUAACACCUGAUGACUUUUAUAUGGUAAGCCGGGUACGUGCUGUGUACCUACAGACACCUUAGGUUUCAGUAUUUUUAUGCAGCUUCUUCAUCGUGUCACAUUUUGUUGGUGUUACAACAGCUCUGCUGAGAUUUUUUAAUCUUUUUGGGGGGUUGGGGGUACCUAAUAGGAUCGUUCUGCCAUUGCAGAAAUCAGGGUGAAAACAAAAUAGCUAACCAUAGCUCUGGAGUCUUCGUCCAGGAGUGCUCUUUAAUGGUCCGGAAGUGACUUGAGCCCCGCCAGGGCCAGGGCGCUCUCCUCACAGCUCCGGGCUGUCACCGCCCACCUGCUCGGUGCAGGCUGUGGAAGCAGAAGGGGGAGAGAGGGCCGUGCUUCCUGCGUGCAUUGCGCACACGCACUGCGCUUGCCCGCGCUUCACCAGCGAGACGGUCAGAGGACGUGUGGCUCGCUCUUAGUCUGUGGUUGCUAUUUGUUAGCUUGUAAAUCUGCAUGGUCAGAGCAAAAAUGGUUGGGUUUUAUUCUUGUCCCAAAAUGAAAUAAUUUAAAGCAUCAUGGGAUAAUGGUGGGUUCUUUUUUUAGCCUCAUGUUAAUUCUUUGGAAGAAGAAGCGAAUGUAAAAUUUUUGAUAAUCGGCAUAAAGCUUCAGAAACCAGAUGGGUAACAACUACAGAGGAAAUCCCGGGCGGCCUUCCGGGCAUGCGCGGCGCAGGCGGGGGCUGGCGGCCCCUCAUUCCUGGAAGGCCGGCCCGCCCGGAGGGAUUCACUUCUUUAAUAGCUAAUCAGGGCUAGAGUCAGGAGGGAGGUGGGGUUUAUUUUCACUUUUAUUUUAACAAGUUCCUACUCUACCUUAAUUCUUAAAAAUGAUCUGGCCUAAGCUAUAGAAUAGGCCGACUUUUAGAAUCACUGAAACUGGGAGCUCUCUGUGUGUUCAAGUCAGGAACAAAUGUAAAAACUAAAAUAAUAAUAAUAAUAGGGGGGUGGCCGCUCCCAGCUCCCUUCUGCCAUUUCCACAUAAUACUUGGAAACAUGCUUGUAAAUAAUGUUUUGGAAUUCUGAGAUAAUCAUGUAGAGGACUCUCAGAGUGGGCAGGCUGUUGGACAGGUUUCUCUCCCGGUUCAUGAAGUAGUUUCCUUUCGGCCUCAUCGCACGGUUUGGGUUCCAGUCAGGGCCAGGGCCAGGGCGAGGGCGAGCGCUGCAGUCUGGACGGCAGAGAGCAGCCUACAGAGCCUGGUCUCUGGACACCCCCCCGCCCAGGGUCCUUCAGCAUUCACCUUGAAGUCAGGGCGCUGCCAGCUCCCAACAGGAUAAGAAAACAGGUGGCCGCGGAGCCCUGAGGGCUUGGGAAGCUCACCGGGGAGGUACCUCUGGCAGCGCAGACUCGACUUCCCAAGUUGGCCAAGUUGCUGCAGACACAAAGUGAUCAUUUGGAACGAUUUCCGUUGGCCUCGGACCGCUUACAGUUGGUCCCCGGUUAUCUGUAAACCAAGAGUAGAACCCGCCUCCAUUUUCAGCUAAGCUGGGGAACAGAUCUGAUUAGACGGUUUUGCCAUGUAUUAAAGAAGAUUGAAAAGUUGGAAAUGUGUAUAUACUGAAAUCUACCAACUUUUCCCCGGGGCGGGGUACAGGGAGAAAAGGGGGUUAGAACAGGGUGAGGGAGGGGGAAUGAUGUUUACCACAGGUACGAAGUAGUCACUUUAACGCUGAGACCUCUGCCUCAUUGAAUUCAGGUUUUUUAAGUACUUGAAACUCUUCAGAUUCCCCUUAUUUUACAGUUACUUUUAAACUUAUGAAGUAGAAAGCAUUGUUUUGUAUACUGUUUUGAAAACAACCUAGUCUCUUGUCCUCUUCAACUUGGAUUAAAGGCAAAGUUCUGCAAAUGGGAGAGAGUGUCCACAGCAGAUAGCUCAGAUUUCAUGUACACAUUCGGGAAGAGACUCUUGCAUGAAAUACCAGCAGCCUUUUUAUGAGUAUUUCCCACAUGUGUUCUUUAUUUUGUCAUUUUGUCAACCCUAUCCCCAUGCACCUCUUCUUUCCUUUUAAUAUAUAUGCCUGUGUAGGGAAAAAACAAAAAUUUGCACUUACAUUACACUCCUGAAACGCAGGGUGUAAUCUGUGUGUUUCAAAAACCAUUUCCGUUCUUUUCUCCGUCAGUCCAUUGCUUAAGUGACAAGUUCAGAUGGGGGGGGGCGGGGAGCGGCCUGCCCUUCUGUAGCCUGUGAAAGUCAGUUAUGCGUAAGAAAAAGGGAAAAGAUGAACAGUUGCCAAAGUCAUUUAUUCGGUCCUUAGUUUUCUUAUGUGACCUUCCGCAUCUGCAAAUUGGCAAGCGAGCCCCCUCGGGUGCCGGCCACAGACCUGCGACGUGUGCACGAGGCACGGUGUCCCUCAGAUCACCGGGCCGAGGUAUGUAUGAGGUGUUCUUGUCAGGUUAGGAGUGGACUGGAUACAAUUUACUUUUUUACUCUGUUGUCAUUAAUGUUGCUCUUUUAUCUCAUUUGUGCUGUCACAUACCCUCUGUUAAAAAGAAAAUCACAUUGCCUCCGAUGACCAAGAUGCUAAAUGAUGGUUACAGCCGGCUAAUAAGAUCCUUUUUCUAUACAAGGGUGUGUGCACAAUUGGAAUUGAUACGAGAAAUUCAUUUGUAACCACUUGUGAUAUUGCACAACAAACACAGAUACCUACAGAUUGUUUUCUUUUUCUUGUGAUCUUUAUCUAUGAUAAUGACCUUUGUAGAUUGGUUAUUUCUGUACUUUGUUUAUCUGUAAUAAACUUUGUAGAUCCUGUGAAAUGUUAUUUUGCCUAAAUCACUCGAGACUUGAGUCUUUAAUAACAAAGCAUCAAUAUUCACUAAAGUCAAUCUCUUUUGAGUUUCUGUGACUUGGCUAGAAGCUCUUGACACUAAGGGAUUAGUGUUCAUUUUCCCUGGGGGGUGUUCCACUAGGGCAUUACUGUAUAAUGACUUGAUGUUUGCCACAUAGACUUCAAGAUAUAUGAUAUUUUGGGGAUUUUGUUGAUUGGCCUAUGUUUUACUGCAUAGUGUGAAACGUGUAAAGCUUGGUUAACCUGUAUAUAGAUAGCUUACUGUUGACUAGUUAUAGUGUAUUUAGGAUUGCCUGUAAUUUUAAGCUUCUUACUACUGUGUGUGCUGGUAGGAACAUAAAUUUUUGUACAUUAUAUUUACUGAGAUGUUGCCUUUUUUUAUUUUACAAAUACUUUGGAAUUCAAAUGUGUUUUUUGCUUCCGUGAGGAUUAAUUUGGAAAGGUUCUUAAUGACAUUCCACUGAGUUCAGAUUUUGCUUGAGAUUGACUUCAAUAAAUUGUCCUGUAUGUUCCAAAUUAAA
Molecule: messenger RNA, 10373 nt
Organism: Leptonychotes weddellii (Weddell seal)
Lineage: Eukaryota; Metazoa; Chordata; Mammalia; Carnivora; Phocidae
Source: RefSeq, a predicted model, not a curated record